This is a messenger RNA of Aspergillus brunneoviolaceus CBS 621.78, 1679 nucleotides long. Its product is annotated as pre-mRNA-processing factor 19 family protein. Gene Ontology annotation, biological process: DNA repair; protein ubiquitination; mRNA splicing, via spliceosome. The coding region runs from base 42 to 1460 and encodes 472 amino acids. Gene Ontology annotation, cellular component: cytoplasm; Prp19 complex; U2-type catalytic step 1 spliceosome. The transcript has 5 exons. NCBI's taxonomy places the organism in Eukaryota, Fungi, Ascomycota, Eurotiomycetes, Eurotiales, Aspergillaceae. Gene Ontology annotation, molecular function: protein binding; ubiquitin protein ligase activity. The record is from RefSeq and is a predicted model, not a curated record.
CAACCAACAACCUCCUCAUCAAUCAUCACAUUCACAUAAACAUGCUGUGCGCAAUCUCAGGAGAGGCACCACAAGUGCCCGUCGUCUCGCCCAAGAGCGGCAGUGUGUUCGAGAAGCGACUCAUCGAGGCGUACAUUGCGGAGAACGGCAAGGACCCCGUCAAUGGGGAGGAGCUUGCCGCAGACGAACUCAUCGAAGUCAAGUCCCAGCGCGUUGUCCGGCCUAGACCCCCCACCCUCACCUCGAUCCCCUCAUUGCUCAGCGUCUUCCAAGAGGAGUGGGAUGCCCUGGCUCUUGAGACCUACACGCUACGACAGACUCUGGCACAGACCCGGCAGGAAUUGAGCGCGGCGCUCUACCAGCACGAUGCCGCCGUUCGGGUGAUUGCUCGGUUGACGAAAGAAAGGGACGAAGCCCGCGAUGCACUAUCUAAGGUUACUGUCAGUGCCAAGGGCGCUGGCGAGGCUAUGCAGGUGGAUUCGACUGGUCUGCCCGAAGCCGUCCUCGCUCGCGUGGAAAGUACACAGGCUGCGCUCUCCAAGACCCGUCGCAAGCGUCCCAUCCCCGAGGGCUGGGCUACGAGUGAAGCGAUCUCCGCCUUCAAGCCUACCCAAACCUCCGAGACUCUCCAGCCCGGCGCAAAGACGUUGUCUGUCAACUCGUCCGGUGAAUUGGCUAUCGUCGGCGGCGCAGACGGUACCGCCAGUGUGUACUCCGUAUCCCAGAAACAGGUGGUUCAAGCCCUGCCAGCGAGUGGACCCAUCACUAGUGCUGCAUGGGCUGGUGAGAAGGCUAUCAUUGCUUCCUCUACGGGCUCUGUCAAAGUCUUUGAGAAUGGAACCGAGAUUGCGAACUUCAGCUCUCACGCUGGAGCCGCCACGGCUGUGGCUGUACAUGCCACUGGCGACAUCGUUGCUUCCGUUGGCGCCGACAAGAGCUACGUGCUGUAUGACUUGACGACGAACUCUGUUAUCACCCAGAUCUUUAGCGAUGCUUCCCUCCUUUCCAUUCACUUCCACCCUGAUGGCCACCUCCUUGCUGCCGGUGGUCAGGAUGGCCAAAUCAAGAUUUUCGAUGUCAAGACCGGUGCUGCCGCCGCGAGCUUCGCCAUGCCCGCCCCUGUGAAGGGUCUCUUCUUCUCUGAGAACGGUACUUUCUUGGCUGCCGUGGCUGAGAACUCCACCACUGUGUCCAUUUGGGAUCUUCGCAACGGUCAGGAGAUCAAGGUGAUUGAGACAGGCAGCCAGGUUGAUUCCAUCAACUGGGACUACACCGGACAAUUCUUGCUCACGGCCGGACCCAGCGGGUUGACGGUGAACCAGUACUCCAAGGCGGCCAAAUCGUGGUCGGAGUCCCUGCGGAGCGCCGUACCCGCGGUGGCAGCGGUCUGGGGUUCUGCUGCUCAGAGCAUUGUGGCGCUGAACACUGAGGGAGGUGUGACUCAGCUUACCGCACAGUAAUUCUGUUUGAUACCUGGUGAAUUUGGAUCCAAAAUCAACAAUGAUUAUUCUGUAAUUCUAGCUGGCUGUGGUUUCAUUUGAUUAUUUGUGAAUGGCGUCUCUGCUUGGACUCUUUUUUUUUCGUGUUUUGCUUUUCCAUCCCACGAGCCAGACCAUGAACCGGAUCAUUUAAUUCCAAUGAACCAGAAUAAACAGAACAAAAUGAAUGUUGGUGGUGCC